AGCCCAUAGGGCUUCUCCUGCUCAUACUGGGGAGGCGGCAGCACAUACAGGCGCACUGGGCUCUUUCCAGCAUCAAAUAAAGUUGCAGCUGCCUGGGAGCCGCUGAAUCGCACUUCUGCCUGCGCCUUGACCCCCAAGCCUACUCGGACCCAAGCAGGAAUUUCUGCGACUAUCGCUGGAUAAAGGGAUGUGCAACCCAAGCAGCAGCAGCCUGAGAGGCGGAGCCGGUCCCUCCUGCGAAGUGUAGGUGAGCGCUAGGGAGCGACAAGACGCGUCUCCUACAGCUGCAAGCGCUGGUGCGAUUUCUGCCAGGGGCAGAGCGGCGGGGCAGGAGGGCAGCAGGGGCAGCAAGGGCUGGGCACAAGGAUGCUGGUAGGAAAUGCCUGGAGACAGAGAGCAGGAGCUCUGUCUGAAAGCGGUGAGGCUGCUGGCGGAGCUGUGCUAUAGUGGCAUCGUGGAGGACGAGAGCUGCUUGGAUUUCAUCUACUACUUACGGGACCGUGCCCGACCCCGACUCUCCGACUCAGAUGUCUCGGUGAGCUUGCUGUCCCUGCUGGUCACCGCUUGUGGGCUUGCCCUGUUUGGGGUCUCACUCUUUGUGUCUUGGAAACUCUGCUGGAUCCCAUGGCGUGAGCAUGGAUUGAAAGGGAUCACAGAACAUGAGCAACUUAACUACACGGACAGCGACACCAAUGAGCGCGACUACAGCGACAACUACCUAGGGCAACCCUCGCUCUUUCCAGAGUCAUCAAUGAAGAUCAGCCACACCUCCCCCGAUAUCCAACUGGAAGCCAAGACCAGUACCAAGGAAAACUGUGUCCAUAAUGUCCGGAUGCACCGCCAAAUCACAGAGCCAACCUCCUCUGCUAGACACAAUUCCAUUAGGAGGCAACUAAACCUCUCCAACCCGGAUUUCAACAUCCAGCAGUUCCAAAAGCAAGAGCAGCUGACGGGCAUUGGGCGAAUCAAACCAGAGCUGUACAAGCAAAAGUCGGUGGAGACGGACGAUGGCAGGAGGAACAAUAGCAAAUCUUGCGGGAAGCUCAAUUUCAUCAUUAAGUAUGAUUGUGACUUGGAAAAACUUAUAGUAAAGAUUCACAAAGCGGUCAACCUUCCAGCCAAGGACUUUUCUGGAACCUCAGAUCCUUAUGUCAAGAUCUACUUGCUUCCAGAUCGGAAGACCAAGCACCAGACAAAGGUCCAUCGAAAGACUCUCAACCCGGUGUUCGAUGAGGUUUUCCUAUUCCCUGUACCUUAUAAUGACCUGCCCACCAGGAAACUCCACUUCUCCGUCUAUGACUUCGACAGGUUUUCCAGACACGAUGUCAUUGGCCAGGUCAUAGUGGAUAAUUUUUUAGACUUGGCUGAUUUUCCCAGGGAAAGCAAUAUCUGGAGGGAUAUUGAGCAUGUCACUAAUGAUAACGUUGAUCUUGGUGAUUUGAUGUUUUCGCUCUGCUAUCUCCCUACUGCGGGAAGGCUCACAAUUACGAUCAUAAAGGCAAGAAACCUGAAGGCCAUGGAUAUCACGGGAGCAUCAGAUCCCUACGUGAAGGUUUCAAUCAUGUGCGAAGGGAGGAGGCUAAAGAAAAGGAAAACAUCCACAAAGAGGAACACCCUCAAUCCAGUUUACAAUGAAGCCAUAGUGUUCGAUGUCCCUCCAGAAAAUAUUGAUCAAAUCAGUUUAUUAAUAGCCGUAAUGGAUUACGACCGUGUAGGUCACAAUGAGGUUAUUGGUAUCUGUCAAGUUGGCAACGAUGCGGAGAGUUUAGGCCGGGAACACUGGAGCGAGAUGCUGUCGUACCCAAGGAAACCUAUAGCACAUUGGCAUCCUCUUACUGAGUGGUCUGCUCAGGCCGCAGCCACAGGCAACGGGUCGUGCAAUUCUUUGAAGGGUCCCCCCUCUCCAUAAUGAGAAGGUUUCUUCCGGGGAGAGAAAAAUGCCGGAGACUGGGACCAAGGACAUGAAGUGCCACCAUCAAAGCGCUGCCCGCGCCCUCGGACGCCGGAAGGGAAGAGCCAAGAUGAGACAAUAUUGUUUGUUUUCACUUUCUUUUGGGUUCUUUUUCUCCUCUUUGCUGAUUUCUCCCUUUGGCUAAUUCCUACAUGACUAGAAUGGGACUCAGGCAUGCCGGUGAUUCCAUGUAUACGUCUCCUCCGCACAUCGUCGUAUUCUUCUGUAUUUUCUGAGAUAACUUGCAAUUAUGACACCUACACAUCCAACCUUAUCGUUUCUGACUCUUAAUUCCAGUCUGUUCUGUUUUGUAUUAAGUCCUAUCACGUCAGUGUUACAUUGACUCCUCAAAUGGUGUUUAUUGCAGUGUCAAAGACCGUCCGUCGCGGAUAGAGAAGUGUCGGGGGGCAUUGUACUUAGAGGCAUGAAGUCUGCUCCAUUGCUGGGGUAACCCAUAGCAAACAUCAGAGCAGUAAGCCGUUGGUUGCUAUGGGAAACUAGACCUGAAGCACACUUCCAGCCUAGUGUUACACUGACAUCUCCUGGCGCUGACGGCCUGUUCUAUUAUACCGUAUUGUUGGUGGUGCAUGUUUUAUUUCCAUUUCAUGAUACGAGAGGAAAUCAACCAUUCCGAUUUUUUCCAAAUUUUAUAUAAAUCAGAAUCUUCUAAACACGCAUUUAAUGUACUGUGUUUUAUUUCUAUAAACCCAGUAUGUUCGACUUAUUUUGUUCUUAAUAAAAUGAUGUAUAUUGCA
This is a messenger RNA of Xenopus tropicalis (tropical clawed frog), 2706 nucleotides long. It is a transcript of the gene syt9, whose product is annotated as synaptotagmin 9. NCBI's taxonomy places the organism in Eukaryota, Metazoa, Chordata, Amphibia, Anura, Pipidae. The record is from RefSeq and is a predicted model, not a curated record. The transcript is spliced from 7 exons. Bases 380 to 1909 code for a protein of 509 amino acids. Gene Ontology annotation, cellular component: membrane; transport vesicle membrane; synapse.